Messenger RNA from Gordionus sp. m RMFG-2023, 1572 nucleotides. RefSeq names its product 5-methylcytosine rRNA methyltransferase NSUN4-like. Gene Ontology annotation, biological process: RNA methylation. Gene Ontology annotation, molecular function: RNA methyltransferase activity. The transcript is spliced from 7 exons. The coding region runs from base 22 to 1572 and encodes 516 amino acids. The record is from RefSeq and is a predicted model, not a curated record. Lineage: Eukaryota; Metazoa; Nematomorpha; Gordioida; Chordodea; Parachordodidae.
AUACAUUUAUUUUAAAUUAAAAUGCUUCGAUCAGUAAAUUAUAAUAAUCAGUUGUCAAAGUUCUAUUUCAAGAAAGCAAAAGUUGCUUUUCCCUAUAAAUAUAAGAGACCAUCUAAAACAUUAAAUUUACCUUCUGAGAUAGCCACGGAAUAUUUUGAUAGCAUAUAUGGUUCAUAUUUUGGUAAACAAUGGCCAUCUAUUAGGCUUGCUCUCUUUUCUAUUCCAAAAUAUUCAUUAUUGUAUAAUAAUUAUUCUCACAAUCAAACUACAAUUUUAAAUUUGAAGGAAGAAAGUGAUGGUUCCUUAAAAAGUAUUUGGGAUAUUUUAGAUUUGCCAAAUGAAUUUUCUGUUAAAUUGACUAAUCAAAGUGACAAAGAUAUAGAGGAAUUAGAUAUUCAAGAUGAUAAUAAAAAUCAAGUUAAGAAAUUUAAUACCAUACAACAUAAAAAAAUAAAAUUGGAUGAUCAUAGUGUAGAUACAUAUGGCUUUAAUUCAUUAGAUGAAGAAAAAUUAUCAAGAUUGGUAGAUUUUUCACACAUACCUGCACAAGAGUUGGUUGAUUUAGAAAAAGAAAGAUAUGAUUACAAUGCAGAAAUAGAUAAUAAUAGGAGCCUUCUUUCAACAGAUAUUGAAGAACUGGAAAUUUUUCCUGAAAAAUCAAUUUAUAUUCCCAAAAAUAUUCAAUUUUAUUUUUAUGAUAAAAAUGAGAAUAUACAAAAUAAUAUAUAUAAACCUUUUCCACCCUCACCGAUGACUAAUAAAGGCCUCAUAGUAAUGUAUAAUUUUUUAGAAUAUUAUAUCAUGGAUGCCUCCUCCAUAAUACCCGUUUUAGCUUUAGAAAUCAGGCCUAAAAAUGAUAUCCUAGACAUGUGUGCUGCUCCUGGAGGAAAAGCUUUAGCUGCCAUCCAAACGUUGAAUUUUGAAACAAUAACUUGCAUAGAAAAGUCAACAUCACGAUACAACAGACUAUGCAAAGUUUUUGAAACAUAUUUACCUAAGGGACAAAAAUUUCGUAGUAGGAUAAAGACUAUAAAUGCGGACGCUAUGCACGAAAAGUCUUUUAGAAACUCAUUUGACAGGGUUCUGGUUGAUGUUCCCUGCACAAGCGAUAGAAAAUCGGUUAAAAGUGACGACGACAACAUUUUUCAUAAAAACAGAUUUAAGGAAAGAGCACUUCUACCUCAAAUUCAAACGGAUCUAUUAGUCGAAGGGAUUAGAAAUUUAAAGCCCGGCGGCAAAUUGGUUUACAGCACCUGUACCUUAUCUCCAUCUCAAAAUGACGCCAUCAUACGAUCCGCCUAUUACAGCUUAUCCCGCCUUGAACCCGACAUCAAAAUUAGAGUUAUCGACUGUUCAACCCUUUGUCAAUUACUUCAAACCAACUUUUCCUUUUACAAGCCUAAUAGUGCCUCACCGCAAAAUUGUUUGGUGGAUCAUUUAAAUCCAGACAACGAUAAUAGUAAUAUUAACUCCUCCAAGGAAAACAAGAAAAAUUUGGGACAUCUCAUAAUACCUUCAUUGGAUAUGAAUUGGGGUCCUCUAUAUUUUUGUAAAAUCGAACGUAUUAAAUAA